This is a messenger RNA of Hippocampus comes (tiger tail seahorse), 2127 nucleotides long. RefSeq names its product zinc finger protein 131 (gene zbtb35). Gene Ontology annotation, biological process: regulation of transcription by RNA polymerase II. Gene Ontology annotation, molecular function: protein binding; DNA-binding transcription factor activity, RNA polymerase II-specific. The record is from RefSeq and is a predicted model, not a curated record. Bases 142 to 1836 code for a protein of 564 amino acids. NCBI's taxonomy places the organism in Eukaryota, Metazoa, Chordata, Actinopteri, Syngnathiformes, Syngnathidae. The transcript has 10 exons. Gene Ontology annotation, cellular component: nucleus.
UUGGAGCAAGCGAGACAAGCAUAGCCAGCGCUACAUGCGUCGAAGGAAUGGUCACCGACAAAGAACUCUCUAAAGCACCAUAAACGACCUCGAGGGAUGAUGGCAUAGAUGUAUUCGACACAGGAAAGAAUCUGGUGAAUAAUGGCGGCUGAAGUCAUCGGAGGCAGUGAGUUCCCCGCUCACUACAAAGUCAUGAUGGACAAACUGAAUGAACAGCGACAGUUGGAUCAGUUCACAGAUAUCACUUUGAUUGUAGAUGGGCACCAGUUUCGAGCACAUAAGGCGGUGUUGGCAGCCUGCAGUCAAUUUUUUCACAAAUUUUUCCAGGAUUUUACCCAGGAACCGCUGGUGGAGAUCGAAGGAGUGAGUAACAUGGCGUUCAGGCAACUGAUGGAGUUCACGUACACGGCCACGUUAGCCGUGGCGGGUAAAGAAGAAGCCUUUGACGUCUGGAAGGCUGCCGAAUACCUCCAGAUGCAGGAAGCCAUCAAGGCACUCGCCAACAAGAUAAAUGAGCCUUCUUCAGUCCUGCCAAAAAGCACCAACAAAAAGAGGAAGAUCGCGGAGACGUCUUGUGUCAUCACAGAAGUCCUACCCACAGUGGAAGGGGAACCGGUGGAGAUAGAGAUGCUAGCAGAUGGUGCCAUCGAGGUGGAGGACCCGGGGCUGGAGGAGAUGGUGGACGCCGCAAAGAAUGCCCAAUCAAACGACUCCGCGUUGGCUCUGCUUGCAGACAUCACCAGCAAGUAUCAGCAGGGGGAACCUUCACUCGAGGUCAUCAAGAAGGAAGACAUAGAAGAGGAAGUCCUCUAUCAGGAAGAAACGGUGACAGCCUCCAAGGUACUGGAGAACGUGGAGGUGGUGGAGGUCCAAAUUUCUCAAGUGGACAACGCGUUCCAGUGUAGCAAGUGCAACCGAAUCUUCAAGUUGUACUACCACCUCAAGCAGCACAUGAAAACGCACCUCGGUCUGCCGAAGAAGCCGCACGUGUGCAGCCACUGCGGCAAAGCGUACACGCGGGAGGGCGCCUUGAAUCAGCACUUGACCUCCUUCCAUUUUGAUGCAGAGGAGCAGGCUCAGAACCAGAAAGCCCCAAAGAGAGUUCACGUUUGCGAGCACUGUAAGAAGCACUUCGACCACUUUGGACACUUUAAGGAGCACCUACGAAAGCAUACCGGUGAAAAACCAUACGAAUGUCCUGACUGCCAUGAACGUUUUGCGAGGAACAGCACGCUGAAGUGCCAUAUGGCGGCCUGUCAAAACGGGGCUGGAGCCAAGAAAGGACGCAAGAAACUCUAUGAAUGCCAGGAAUGCAGCAGUGUGUUCAACAGCUGGGACCAGUUCAAAGAUCAUCUCGUGAGCCACACAGGAGACAAGCCCAACCACUGCACCAUGUGUGACUUGUGGUUCACUGACCCCCAAGAGCUUAAGGCGCACCUCAAAGAUGUUCACUCCAUAGAGGAUGAAAAGUCAAUGGAAGAACUGGCCAUCACUGACGCCACAGCUACGGCAGCGCUCACCAUCACCACACAGACCAUCGGGGCCACAGAAACUGUGCUGCUGGAAGAUGGCAUCCAGGUAGAGAACAUCACGGUGAACCCAAUCGAGGUCAUGGAAAUGGAGGAGACGACCACGGUCGUGGUGGAGGAUGGAGGCGUGGCCGAGAUGUGCGAGGAGGAUGUGGAGAGACUGAAGCAGGCCGGCGUGCAGAUCCAGAUGGUGCGCGUGGCCUCCAGCGACAUGGACGAGCAGCAGGUGGCCCACCCUCAGGUGGAAGUUGAGUUGGAGGAAGAGAUGAUGAACAUGGAGGAAACCAUACAAGCAGUGGUCGUAUGAAAGCACGAGCUGAACAAUGCAUGAAGGAUGAUAAACACCAAAUUCCAGUUUUUUCGCGGUCAUGUUCUCACCCCCUGAACUCUGACAAAUGGACAAUGUUGUUGAAUUUAUUUCAAAGUUGGCAUCUUAUCGCAAUUGAAGCUAUGAGCGAUUUUAAUUUUUUGUUUUUUUUCUUUGUUCACCUGGUAAAACGAUUUUGCUUUACACCUUCUAUUCCUCAGUGGCCAUGCUGCAGUUUUGUUCAAGCUAUAACAAAUAUUUUUUUUGUAGAAAUAAACUGUGGUAUACUCG